GUGUCUGUCGUUGGGUAUGGCCCUCCAUUCUACUUGUCCAACUCCACCUGCAUGAAUAGCGAUCUCUCCAUAUCUUCAACCAGCAUCUAGUGUUGCCCUUUCCCUGGGACCCCUCCUCAGUGGCUCCAAAGACACACACACACACACACACAAAAACUUAUCAAUAUGGACCCGCCGUCCUCACUUCCCGUGCGGACAUCUGGAAUCCCCCGACCAACCUCAAGGUUGCCUGUCCUGAACAGAUCUUCCACUACCCAGUCGCAACUUCGCCAGCCCACUUCCACGGAGCAGCUUCGCAAGAAGCCUUCUCUGUCUUCCAUUUCAAGACCGACUACCAGUCAAGCCCAACCACCGCUACAGCUACAGAAGAAACCAUCUAGAUCCUCCCUCGCUCGUCCUAAUCCACCCGCUACCGUAACAACCAGUCGAGCGCCUUCAUUCACGCCAGCCUCAUCCACGUCCACCUACCGAGUAUCUUCAACAGCGUCAACUUCCUCAAGACGAGUGUCAUCAAUUGCAACCUCCAAGCGACCGACCCUCGGCAAUGUCCCGGCCCGAUCAGCAAGCACAGCAAGCAGCUCCGGCUUCAGCAAGACUUUCGCUCGGCCCCCGUCACGUCAGACACAAGUGACUCCGAAGCCUCGAGAAUUGGGAGGAAACGGAUCUACAAAUGAUGACGAUGUGUUGGGAGAUCUGGAUGGGUUUCGCUCUGCAUCGAGGGCGUCUUCUCGGGCAGGGUUCCAUGAACAGGAGAACGAGGUCUUCUUGGAGAGCGAUGCAGAGCCAGCCUCUCCUGUUGCGAAUGCCCCUUUGCAGAAGAAAUCACGCCCGUCACUGUCGGAGCGCACAAUCGAGAGCUUGUCCAUGUUACCCCCCUCAUCACCUGCUGCGAGCAAAGGGCGAAGAAGAUCAAGUUUCUUCAAUUCUGAAAAUCCAAUGGGGCCCCCGAGUCGACCUGCGUCUGCACUGGGGGGGAAUAGGCGGCCAGGCACCAGCGACGGUACGCCCAGAGCCGUUCCAGCAACACCAAGGCAAACCGCUAUAGGGGCAUCAAGAGGCUCUAUGACUGCUCCGGGCAAAAGAAGUGUCAGCGCAGCUGCGCCUUCCAACAUGGCUACUCCUAGCAAGGUGCCCGCAGCGUCGAGAAUCUCAACACAAUUCAGAACCAAGACACUCGCUCCCACACAAAACUCGCUGAGCACCCCGAGGCCACGUCCGUUGUCGAACAGCAAGACUAUGACUGCUCGCACUCCCAAAACCCGCCCGUCCCUAGGUGGAAUAUUCGGAGAGGCAGUCUCCCCCCCGGCAUCACUAGCUCCUUCAACACCCUCCACUAGUAGGCAAAGUCUGUUGUCGGUCAAAACACCAGAAACGAGCCGUAGGUUGUCGAAUUCGCCAGUUGCCCUCCGUGAUGAGACCCUAAAAAGCAAGGUCGCACGAAAGAGCGAGGGAACAGCAGCAGUGGCAAAGCCUCCUGAGUCUUCUCGAAAAGCCCAGAGUUCGUCCAGUGCAUUGCGUGAACAGAUUGCCAAAGCCAAAGAAGAAGCACGACGAGCUCAUGUUGCGAAGGAGUUCGGAAAUGGGACACCGCCGCGCGAAGUGCCAGCUGUAACCGAAAAUGACUAUGGAAUCGAGCCUGAUCCUGCAGAAAUCGCGGAGUUCGACUUUGGCCUGGACGACCCGUUCAAUCAGCAUUCAAAGGGCAGUAAGUCAUUGCUUCGAAAGCGAAUAGAUGCUGCGCGGGUCGAGGGCCGCCUGAACAUCGCUGCGUUAGGUCUGAACGAGAUACCAGACGAAGUAUUGGGCAUGUACAAAUACGACCCAAAUGAUAAUAGCGUAGCUUGGGGAGAGGUGGUUGAUGUCACCACCAUCAUUGCAGCCGACAACGCCCUAGAGUCACUACCACAAGACAUGUUUCCGGAUGUCGACUUCAAUGCCUUAGAUGAUUCGGACGAAGCUAGCCCUCAAUUUGGGGGUGUACAGUCACUAGAUCUUCAUGGCAAUGUUCUGUUACAACUACCAUCUGGUCUAGGCCGCCUGACCUACCUGUCAAAGCUUAAUCUGUCGAGGAACAAGCUGCCAAAUGAAGCCAUGGACGUCAUUUCUCAAAUCUCAUCCCUGCGUGAGCUUAAGCUUGCCGACAAUGAGAUGGAGGGUCAGCUCUUGCCCAGCCUGGGAAAUUUGAGGCUGCUCGAAACUUUGGAGUUGCAGGAAAAUAAGCUAACAGCCCUACCUGAAGAGUUGCGUGAGCUUGAAAAUCUUCGGAGCCUCAACGUCUCCCAAAAUCGUUUGAAAAGCUUACCAGCAGACUUAUUCACAUCAGUCCCAAUUGUAGAGCUUUUAGCUUCCAAAAAUGCCUUCAGUGGACAUUUCUUUAAUGUGGAGUCUGUCCCACAUUUGCAAUCCCUUCGAUUAUCGAAUAAUGCCUUGACUUCGCUAUGCGAAUCCGGAACUGUUUUACUUCCCGCGCUGAAGCACUUGGACGUUUCGACCAAUAGACUAUCAUCACUUCCUGACAUGUCGUCAUGGUCAGAGCUGACGACUUUGUUGAUGAGCGAGAAUAAAGUGACGGCCAUACCCACAGGUUUCACAUCUUUACAGCAGUUACGCAAUGCCGAUUUCACGGGCAAUGAUAUCACCAAAUUAGAUGAGAAGAUUGCGCUUAUGAGCGGGUUGGAAAACCUGACACUAUCGGCGAACCCUCUUCGCGAGAGAAAGUUCCUCACGAUGAGUGCGGAGGAUAUCAAACGAGAUCUUCUUUCUCGGAUUGAGCCAAGCACAGAUGAUGCUGAGAUCCUGAAUGGUGCUCUCGAAUCAGAAGCUGAGGAUGCGAAUGAGAACGACUGGCAAUUGACCCCGUCAGGAACUCUAGAUCUUUCAGCCAAAUGCAUGACAGAAAUCGAUGAAGAGGCAGUUCUAAGUUUUGCGGAGACGAAUGCGAUCCGUCAGCUUUAUCUCCAGCAGAAUCAAUUGACGACAAUGCCUAAUGUCCUUUCUCAAUUGACCCAUCUCACUCUUCUAGACCUAUCGAAGAACAAUAUUGUCGAUCCAUGUAGCUCACCUAUUAGUUUACCGAAACUACGAGAACUGAGAUUUGGUGGGAACAGACUGAAGUCUCUAGACGGCUUGCUAGAAAUGGUAACCACACCGGCUCUUCAGAACCUUGAUGUCUCCAACAAUCAGAUUGCCGGGCCUCUACCUACACUUCGCUCGACAUUUCCUGAGUUGUUGGUGUUCAUGGCCUCCGACAAUGCGAUCACCGAUGUAUCCGCGGAGUCACUGGAAGGGCUGAAGAUCGUCAAUCUGAGCAACAAUUCGAUGCCCCGCCUGGAGCCAAGGAUUGGCCUACUUGCUGGUACACUCACCAGCUUGGACGUCGAAGGCAACACUUUCCGAGUUCCGAACUAUGCUGUCCUCAAAAAGGGUACGGAUGCUGUGCUGGCCUGGUUGAGGGACAAGGUUCCCUCUCCGACUGACGAGUUCUUUGGUGGCUCCGCUGAGACCAGUUUUUAAACUUGUUUUAAUCGUCUUCGAUUCUUUGUACACUUCUUUUUCUACCCUGCACCUCCAGAGCCGGCUACAACAG
Messenger RNA from Aaosphaeria arxii CBS 175.79, 3586 nucleotides. RefSeq lists its product as uncharacterized. NCBI's taxonomy places the organism in Eukaryota, Fungi, Ascomycota, Dothideomycetes, Pleosporales. Gene Ontology annotation, molecular function: protein binding. The transcript is spliced from 2 exons. The record is from RefSeq and is a predicted model, not a curated record. Bases 166 to 3513 code for a protein of 1115 amino acids.